Zonotrichia albicollis (white-throated sparrow) is the source of this 1568-nucleotide messenger RNA. The record is from RefSeq and is a predicted model, not a curated record. Lineage: Eukaryota; Metazoa; Chordata; Aves; Passeriformes; Passerellidae.
GGCGAGAAGGGCGAGUAUGGGCUGCCAGGCAUGCCAGGGAGCCCUGGCCGGACUGGAGAACCAGGGUCCCCAGGCAUGCCCGGUCCCAUGGGGCCACCAGGACCACCAGGGGACUACAGGUGUGACUCACGCCAUGCUGGACACCACGGGCUGGCCGGGCUGCCGGGCACCAAGGGAGAAAAGGGCGACCCUGGAGAGCCGGGGUGCUGCUAUGGGGAGCACGGGUGCAAACCAGGGCACCUCCCCUUCCCCAGCACCGGCAGCCAGCCCGGCUCAUGGGGCUCCAUCAGCAGGUACCAGACGGAUGGCAAAGAGGAACCAGAGAUUUAUGGAGCCAUCAUCCCCCAUGCUCUUCGAGGUCCCCCCGGGAACCCCGGCCCCCCUGGGCCCCCCGGCCCCCCUGGCCCUCCAGGCCUCCUCUACCUCAAUAGGGUGCACCCCGUGCAUGCCCAGCCGCCCUGCAAGCAGCCGGCAUCCACAGACCGCAGCUGGCCAUCAGAUGCUGGUGUCCCUCAGGCAGAGCCAUCGGACUCCCGCGCUGAUCUCCGGCGCCACACGUGGGUGUUCAAGUCCAAGGAGCUGAUGGUGAAGGCGAGCAGCGCUGUGCCCGAGGGGAGCCUGGUCUAUGUGAGGGAAGGGAGCAGCGCCUUCCUGCGGACCCCCGCCGGCUGGAGCCGCCUCCUGCUGGAGGAUCCCAAGUCGUUCCUGGCUGGUGAUGACCCCUCUGCCUCCACCCCACAGUACCAGGAGGUGAAGAGGGUGCAGCCAAGAGGUCCCAACACGCUGUCACCUGUGCAAUCUCCAACAGACUCACUGAUCCAGAAGGAGGAGGAACAAGGGCUGACCCAGACUCUGCCCACCACCACAGCCCCACGGAUCCCAUCUCUCCGCCUGGCUGCCCUCAACGUGCCCCUGUGGGGCGACAUGAGCGGGAUCCGGGGCGCUGACCUGCAGUGCUACCGGCAGUCCCAGGAGGCCGGGCUCUACGGAACCUUCCGGGCCUUCCUGUCAGCCCCCAGCCAGCAGCUGCUGUCCAUCGUCAAGAGGACAGACAGGACCCUCCCCAUCAUCAACCUCAAGGGGCAGCUGCUGGCCAAGUCCUGGAGCUCCCUCUUUGGGGGUGCUGCCCUGCGGGGUCCCAUCUACUCGUUCAACGGGCGCAACGUCCUGGCAGAUCCCCUCUGGCCCCACCGGCUAGCCUGGCACGGCUCCACGCCACGGGGUGGCCAUGCCCGCCGCUGGGACUGCCAGGGCUGGCGCAGCUCUGGCACAGCCCAGGGCAUGGCCAGCGCUCUGGGGGAGGGCAGGCUGCUGGCUGGGCAGAGGCACAACUGCUCCACACCACUGGCCGUGCUCUGCAUCGAGGUGGCUUUUCCUUACCGGCACAUGUGGUGACAAGGGUGACACCCAAGCAGGAGCUUCAGGUGCUCCUCUAGGCCUGGGGAAUGUCCCUGGGAGCACUGAGGGGACACCAGGUCCACAGCCAGGCUGUGCCACCCCACAAAUCCCUGUGCCAUGGGGCAAUGCUGGGUUGUGCCUGCAGCCUCCUACCUCCACUGGAGCCAUCA